Molecule: messenger RNA, 3541 nt
Organism: Scleropages formosus (Asian bonytongue)
Lineage: Eukaryota; Metazoa; Chordata; Actinopteri; Osteoglossiformes; Osteoglossidae
Gene: os9
Product: OS9 endoplasmic reticulum lectin
Exons: 15
Coding region: 103-2124 (673 amino acids)
Biological process (GO): ERAD pathway; retrograde protein transport, ER to cytosol; endoplasmic reticulum unfolded protein response
Cellular component (GO): endoplasmic reticulum lumen
Source: RefSeq, a predicted model, not a curated record
GGUUGCAGCCAUUACACCCAAUGAGUAUGGACCAUGUCAACGAUAGAAUAUUUUUGUGCAAACGCUAGAAAGAGGAAUUGAAACCGAGAUCUGGUGAAAAAUAUGGCUGCUUCCAUGGUGCGAUGGUUCAGGGGCUUGUACAUCUUCUUUUUGACAUGUCUUCUCCCCGCGUCCUCCUUCUUGAAUUUGGAGGAGCUAAAUGAGAUGAAAUACGGCAUCCAGAUUCUUCCAGACCCGGUCAUCGCGGGACAGGCCAAAACAGAAGAUGUAAUGCUGGUUUCCAACAAGUACAAGCAGCUGUACGAGUGUCGCUUGCCUGCUCAGGCAGUCCGGUUCCACCAAGACCCAGCAGCUGAGCCGGACUCCCAAGGUUACUCUGGCCCAGGCAUCUCUGACCUGCUUAAACCCAUGUACAGUGCUCCGUGCUUGGUGAAGACAAAAGAUUGGUGGACGUAUGAGUUUUGCUUUGGGCAGCAUGUUCGACAGUAUCACUUAGAAGAUUCUGAAAUCAAAGGAGAUGUGCUGUUCUUGGGUUAUUAUGACUCUGAAUUUGAUUGGAAUAAUGAAACUGCAAAGGCCUCCAAGCAGCAUAGACUGAAACGGUACCACAGCCAGUCAUACAUUAAUGGCUCAAAAUGUGAUCUCAAUGGGAAGCCCAGAGAAACUGAAGUCAGGUUUUUGUGCGAGGAGGGGUCAGGGGACUAUAUUGCCCGUGUGGAUGAGCCACAGUCCUGCCGCUAUGUGCUGACAGUCCAUACCACACGCACCUGCCGCCAUCCCUUCUUGCGCCCACCAUCCUCAGCAAAACCGCAGGGCAUCAUCUGCCAGCCAGCUUUGAGUCCCCAGCAAUACAUGGACUAUGUGAGGGCUCAAGUCUCUGACACCAAACGCAAGGUAGAGCAGAUAUCAGAGGAGCUGAAGAAUCUUGAUGAGCUCUUGGCCAAGGAUGAAGAGAAGGAUGGCAAGACAGAUGAAGAUAGAGUAGAGAAAGUGGCUUUGACCAAGCCUGAUGGAGAGGAUGUAGAGUCGGACCCAAAAGAAGUUCUUGAGGACUCUGCUGUUGAAGAUGUGGAGGACACAGUCUUCUGGGAAGGGGUGACAAAGCCAGAGAGCCCUCAGGAGAAUCAGCAGGAAGAUGGUGUUGAUGUAAAUUCCAAGGUCACCACUGAUGAUGACAUCAACGAAGAAGCAUUUGGAGAUGAAAAGUUCAAUUUCAAAAUCAUCACAGAUUCAUCUGACUUAAUGAAGUUUGUCAAACAACUGAAAGAGAGCAGUAAAAAGAUUUCCCCUGAAGAAGAAAGGCCAAAGGGAGAAUCCCUUGACAAGCAGAACAUUGCGGCAGAAAGGAAGGAAGGCAGAGGGAAGCAGGCAAAAGAGAGUGUGGGAGAUGACGAAGAUGAACGUCUGCUGCAGGAGUUCGAGGAUGAAAUGGCAGACCUUUCAGUCCCCUCUGAAAAGAUUGAGGAAAUCAAAGAAGAGAUGCAGAAGGAAUUUGACAACAUUAUUGAUGAGGCUCAGCAAGAAUUAGAAACGGAGGGCUUGAAAGGAGAGUUUGAUCGCAACCAAGCUACCCAGACACUGGAAACUACUUUGGAUAAGCUUUUGGACCGGCUGGAAGACAAAGAAGCCCGGGAGGCUGGAGCAGAAGGGGACCAGGAGGCUGCAGAUCCUGCUAGGGGUAGCCCAAGCCUCGUUCCCCGCCAGCCAGACCGAGCCACUGACGACCAGGUUAAAAUCAGAGUUACUAAGUAUAAGCCGGGUGGCAGCCCCGAGCAGCAGUUGAAGUUGCAGGAAAUGAGCGAAGGGGACCCCCAAUUGCAGCAAAUUAAGGACGUGGUUAAAGAGCAGCUAGAGAGAGCUGGACUGAAAGCUGAAGGUAGGAUUGAGGUGAAGAUUCUGACGCGCAGGACAGCGGAGGAGGCUGGAGACCAGUGGCUCACCGAAGAGGACACCAAAUCUUUCCGGGAACUUCUCAUCAAUUUACUGACAGGUGGGUCAGAGGAAGUAUACAAGGAGCAGAAGAGACAGCAAGAGUUGGAGAACAAUUACAGAUUUGUGUGGGGGGAGAAGCAGGAAGAGACACAGUCAACGGGAGCAGCAGAUUCUGAUGACGUGGACUUCUGAACACUGCCUCUUUGGUCAACAGGGACAGUGUGGCGUAUGGACUCUAUUGCACUGUCACAGAUCUCAAUCAAAAUCAUUAACUGAGGACCAGUGACCAAAAAGGCUUUCUUUCCAUGCUCCAAAAUGUUUAUUACUGUAGCACAUGUGACUGUUCUGCAAACUAAAGUCCAAAUUAUUUAAGAACAUAAAUAGAAUGUGUCCCUCCCAUGGAUGGUUUUCAUGUUGAGAACCGAGAUGCAAAAGAAUGACUAUUCAUACAAGUCUAAAUACUUGGCUCCACUCUUAAGCACAUCUGGAUAAUCUGGAUCUUUUAAAGGACCCUCUUCAGUGCUUGAACUGAAUAUAAAGCAGAGCUUACAUUUUUGCUGUGACUUUAAAGCUUGUUUAAAAUUAUGCCUUGUUUAUAACUGUAAUGAAAACAUGUGGCUUUUGCCUAAUCUGUCCUCCUUUCCUGUUACAGCUGCUGUCCCCUCUGCGUUGGGUGGUGAGACACUUCAGUAAUUGAACAAACUAAUGUUAGCUUUGUCCGGGAAUCUCAGCUGUACCUCAAGCCUCAUUAAGCUCUGCUAUGCACUUUUUUUAAUGUCACUUUUUGAUACGGUGGAAGAAAUAAAUUCAAGGUUGUUUCACAUAUUUGAGAAACCACAUCACGAUUGAGCAUAGGCUGAAGAGUUUAAUAUUUCAACAGCACCAGUUGUUAGUUAUAAUAUUUUAAGCUGUAUCCAAUUCCUUUUGAAGCUGUGACCUAGUGAAGUUAAAUUGCAGCCAGUUCCUAACUGUAUAAAUAUUUAAAUUUUGAAAUCAUCUAUUGCUGUGAAGCAUAAACCUGCAAUUAUGUUUUUGAUAUAUUUCAGUAUUUGUAACAAAUGCAUUUUAAACAGAUACUGCAUAUGGGACAAACAUAUUUUCAUAUGCCUUUUAACUUAAGGAGAAUUUCUUGAAUGAAAUCUACUGAGGAUCAUUGCAAGUCUCAUCUAAAUCUAUGCAGUCUGACUUCAGCAUGGUAUAGUAUGGUGAUAUAGUACUAGGACACCAUAAGUUAUUCAAAAUUAGGAGUUAAUGUUGGUUUUUCCAAACAGCCCCUUUCUCUGGAAUUAUACUUAAAACAAAUCCUUUGUGAUUUUUUUUUUUUUUUUCUUUCAUUACAUUUGACAUAACUGAUGGAGAGCUUUAUUCUGAAGUGCCAGACAUGGUUCUAGAAAUUGUACACAGUCUAAAAAUGUUUAAAACUUUUUUUUUUUAAUAGUUCCCCUGAAAUCUUGGAUAAGUGACAAAGGGCUUUCAUGUACAAAUUUUGUGAAUAAUUAGUGUAAGAUCUGUAAAUAGUUUUUGCUUGAGAGAGAAGUUGCUGAGUAAACAUUUUCAUUUGUUCAGGUGUGAUUAUUAUAGUGUUAUUAAAACACAUCUCACCAGUGUA